Dicrocoelium dendriticum is the source of this 270-nucleotide messenger RNA. Lineage: Eukaryota; Metazoa; Platyhelminthes; Trematoda; Plagiorchiida; Dicrocoeliidae. The record is from the annotation of a GenBank genome assembly.
AUGACGGAAAGACGAGCCGAGAUUAAGAGCAAAAUAGCAGAUUUGCUGGCUAAAACCGGAGAACGAGAACGUUUACGUGAGUUCGUAGAGAAUCGUUUGAUUGAAACGGGAUGGAACGAGAAGGUAAAACAGGCUUGCAAAGAAUACAUCAGAACGAAGGGAGUGGACAAUAUUACGGUGGACGAGGUGGUGCAAGCCAUAAUGCCCGCCGCAAAGCAGAUUGUCCCCACAGAGCGCGAUAUUCUAAGCGUGUUUCUCACUAUCAGCUAA